AGCCGCCUUCGCCUAUUCCUCGAGGUACGAAUCACGGAGAGCAAGUGGUGAGAGUAGGUAUGAGAGAAAUACAGUUCCAAGAUCGUCACUCAAUGUGGCCGAGUGGCUCGCCAUUCAUACUAGCUACCACACAUCCUCCCGACGUCGGAGAAAGCAGCUUCGUAACCUAACUCUAGUUAUAUAACCGGGCUCGUAUAUUUAGGAACUCUUGAUCCUCUCUCAAGGUCCUCCGUGACGAACCAGGCCCGACCCUCACGCCCGUUCUUUCCAUUCACCAUUCCCCACCUGUACACCAUUCAUUCGAUAUGGCAUCUGGGAUUCUCAAGACCUCUGGCACGCGUAUCGUGGAUGCCAAAGGCCAAGAUGUGCUCCUUAGAGGGACAACUCUUGGUGGCUGGAUGAUGAUGGAGAACUUCAUUAAUGGCUUCCCCGGCCGAGAGCACCAGAUUCGCGCGGCACUGCUCAAGGUGCUGGGCAAGGAAAAGUACGACUUCUUCUUUGACCGCUUCCUGGAGUACUUCUUCACCGACAAGGACGGCGAGUUCUUGGCCAGUCUGGGUUUCAACUGCCUACGCCUCUCGUUCAACUACCACCACUUCGAGGACGACAUGAAUCCUUUCGUAAUCAAGGAAGAAGCGUUCAAGCACAUAGACAGAGCGAUUGAGAUCUGCUCGAGACAUAACAUCUACACGAUUCUCGACCUCCACUCAGCCCCCGGUGGCCAGAAUCAGGACUGGCAUUCCGACAACCCCACCUGCUAUGCCGCCUUCUGGGACCACAAACACUUCCAGGAUCGCGUUAUCAAUUUAUGGCAGGCCAUCGCAGAACGAUACAAGGGCAAUCCCUGGGUGGCUGGUUACAACCCACUCAACGAGCCUGCCGACGAACAGUGGACGCGGCUGCUUUCCUUCUACGACAGGAUUGUGCCGUCUAUCCGCGAAGUCGACCCGGACCACAUUUUGUUCCUCGAGGGCAAUACAUUCAGCAUGGACUUUACAGGCUUCACCACAACGUUCCCCAACUCAGUGUACGCCAUCCAUGACUACUGCGGUUUCGGCUUCCCAAAUCGCAUAGGCAGAUAUCAAGGCCAGAAGGAGCAGGACGAAUACAUCCGCCGGAUGUACGACCGCAAAGCCGCAUUCAUGAAGGAGCACAAUGUGCCAGUCUGGAAUGGUGAAUUUGGACCCAUCUACGAGAAAGAGGAAUACAACCCGGACUGGCAAGUUCACAACAACGAGAGAUACAACAUGCUCGACAAACAGAUGGCUAUCUACACUUCAGAAAGUAUUGCCUGGAACAUCUGGACAUACAAAGACAUCAACGUCAUGGGUCUCGCCCACGUCUCCCCAGAUUCACCCUGGCUCAAACUCUUGGGCCCCAUGAUCCGCAAGAAGCACGACCUAGCCGUUGACCCAUGGGCAUACGAUGACGCACAUUUGCAAAAGGGCCUCUUUGGCCCGCUGCACCAGUGGUUCGAGGAAAACGUUCCGGCACAGUACAGCAAGAAGUAUCCGUGGCAAUGGCGCAUGCACAUGCACGUGUUCCGCGGAAUCCGCGGUAUCACUAUGGCUGAGUACAUGAUCCCCGAGUGGGCGGACUACUUUAAAGACAAGACAUUCGAGGAGCUCGAUGAGCUGGCAGCAAGCUGGAAGCUGGAUAAUUGCAUUCAGCGAGAGCGGUUGAAUGAUCUGUUGUCGUUCUAUGCGCCGAUGCGGGCGGACGAUCAGAGGCUCGAGGGAAAGGUAAUUCCAUCUGCUGUGGAGGACACACCCCAGCCGGGCCAGGUCAAGGACUCCGUCUCAGGCGUUGGCGUCUUUGAGUUAUCGCCGGAGGAGAAGAAGAAGAUGGAGACACCGGUGGUCCAGCUUAUCUCGGUGGCAUCAUAG
Molecule: messenger RNA, 1886 nt
Organism: Boeremia exigua
Lineage: Eukaryota; Fungi; Ascomycota; Dothideomycetes; Pleosporales; Didymellaceae
Product: glycoside hydrolase superfamily
Exons: 5
Coding region: 306-1886 (526 amino acids)
Biological process (GO): glucan catabolic process
Cellular component (GO): extracellular region; cell surface
Molecular function (GO): beta-glucosidase activity
Source: RefSeq, a predicted model, not a curated record